Messenger RNA from Drosophila sulfurigaster albostrigata, 1194 nucleotides. Its product is annotated as procathepsin L. The coding region runs from base 33 to 1121 and encodes 362 amino acids. Lineage: Eukaryota; Metazoa; Arthropoda; Insecta; Diptera; Drosophilidae. The record is from RefSeq and is a predicted model, not a curated record. Gene Ontology annotation, molecular function: cysteine-type endopeptidase activity. Gene Ontology annotation, cellular component: lysosome. The transcript is spliced from 4 exons.
UAUUGCGCGAUCGGACGAGAAAGAUCGAAAAGAUGAAAUUGCUGUUCGCUUUGUUGCCCUUCGUGGCUCUGGUAUCUGCCCAGUUUGGUGGCUUCGGUGGCGGACUUGGCAAUGUGGCCAACACUUUCAGGCAAGGCGUUUCCAACAUUGCCAGCCGUAUACCCUCUCCUCCCACGCUUAAUAAUGUGCAGAACUUUGGCGACUUUGUGGCACAAUCUGGAAAAACUUAUCUCUCGGCAGCGGAUCGUCAAUUGCGUGAGGGUCUCUUUGGUGCUCGCAAGAACUUGGUUGAUGCCGGAAACGCCGCCUUCAACAGUGGCUCCAGUGGCUUCCAAAUGGCUGUGAAUGCAUUCGCUGACUUGACAAAUGCCGAGUUCCUUAAGCAGCUUACUGGCUUAAAGCGGUCAUCAGCUGGCGAUCAGAGCGCUAACGAACAUCGUGCCCAACCCAAAUUGCAGACCAACGCCAAGCUGCCCGACUCCUUUGAUUGGCGUCAAAAGGGCGGAGUUACUCCAGUCAAGUUCCAAGGCGAAUGCGGUUCGUGCUGGUCUUUUGCCACCACUGGCGCCAUUGAGGGUCAUGUGUUCCGCAAGACAGGCAAAUUGCCCAAUCUGUCCGAACAGAAUCUGGUCGAUUGUGGCAAACUGGAACUGGGUCUUGAUGGCUGCGAUGGUGGCUUCCAGGAGUACGCCUUCAAUUUCAUUACACGCCAAAACGGUAUUUCCAGUGGCGACAAGUAUCCAUAUGUGGAUAAGAGGGAAAAUUGCAAAUUUUCGGCGGGUGCAACUGGUGCUAAGAUCACUGGAUUUGCCACGAUUCCACCAAAGGACGAGCAGGCCAUGAAGACAGUAAUUGCUACUCAGGGCCCAUUGGCUUGCUCUGUGUAUGGUAUUGAGAGUUUGUUGCUCUACAAGAGUGGAAUCUAUUCGGAUGAGGAGUGCAACACCGCUGAGGUGAAUCACUCCAUUCUGGUUGUUGGCUAUGGUACUGAGAAGGGUCAGGAUUACUGGAUUGUCAAGAACUCUUGGGAUAAGGCCUGGGGUGAGGAGGGUUACUUCCGUCUGCCACGUGGCAAGAACUUCUGCGGCAUUGCCUCCGAGUGCAGCUAUCCCAUUGUUUAAUAUCCCACAAAGCAACAAAAGUACAGUCGUUGUACAAUCUGAAUAUACCAAUAAAUAAACGAAUAUUAUAAGA